GCUUCGGAGGUGCCUUCUGCCAGUUGCUUAUUCUCUGCUCCAUUUAGAGUGAUCUCCCUGUCCCCCAAAGCUGAGCUCCUUACUCCAUUUUUUGGACUUCCAGACCAUCAGUCUUCUGGGUGGGAGAGUGAAGAUGCUUAAAGAGCGUCCAGGGAUGGCGGAAGAUCCUCAGCAGCAGAUGGGUGUUCCUGUGGUAAAACUGGAGAAAGAGUUGCCAUGGGGCAGGGGAAGGGAGGACUCUAGUCCUGAGACUUUUCGGCUGAGGUUUCGGCAGUUCCGCUACCAGGAGGCAGCUGGUCCCCAGGAAGCCCUCAGGGAACUCCAGGAGCUCUGUCGCCGGUGGCUGAGGCCCGAGCUGCACACCAAGGAGCAGAUCCUGGAGCUGCUGGUGCUGGAGCAGUUCCUCACCAUCCUGCCCCGGGAGUUCUAUGCCUGGAUUCGGGAGCACGGCCUGGAGAGUGGCAAGGCCCUCGUGGCCAUGGUGGAGGACUUCACAGAGAGAGCACUGGAGGCCAAGGCGGUGCCAUGCCACAUGCAGGCAGAGCAGGAGGAGACGGCACUUUGCAGAGGCCCUUGGGAACCAGGUGUGCACCUGGGGCCAGUGGAGGUCAAGCCUGAGUGGGGCAUGUCCCAUGGGGAAGGAGUCCAAGGCCUAGACCAAGGCACCGAGGAGCAGCUCAAUCAGGACCCGGGAGCUGGGACGCAGGCCUUCCAGGAGCAGGCUCUGCCAGUUCUUCAGGCUGGUCCUGGUCUCCCCCCAGUGAACACCAGAGACCAAGAGAUGGCAGCGGGAUUCCUUACUGCUGGAUCCCAGGGCUUGGGACCAUUUAAAGAUAUUGCUCUGGCCUUCCCGGAGGAGUGGAGGCACGUGACCCCAGCUCAGAUAGACUGCUUUGGGGAGUACGUGGAACCACAGGACUGUGGGGCCUCAGCUCCAGACAUUGGGAGCAAGGAAAAGGAGGCCAAAACCCAGCCGACAGACCUCAAGGCGGCGCUUGCUCAGGGGACAUCAGAGAGGUUUGGGGAAGCUGCUCUCCAGAGCCCUGAGCUUGGAAGAAGCUGUGAGCAGGAGUCCGGCAGCUCUGUGGGAAACAUGCCAGGGCCGCUUCCUCCCCAGCAUGGCGUCCUUCCCCUGCCCGAUGACCUCAAGACCCACAGCUCCUUCUGGAAGCCUUUUCAGUGCCCCGAGUGUGGAAAAGGCUUCAGUCGGAGCUCAAAUCUCGUCAGACACCAGCGAACCCAUGAAGAAGAGAAAUCCUAUGGCUGCGUCGAGUGUGGGAAAGGGUUCACUCUGAGAGAGUACCUCAUGAAGCACCAGAGAACCCACCUGGGAAAGAGACCGUAUGUGUGCAGCGAGUGCUGGAAAACCUUCAGUCAGAGGCACCACCUUGAGGUCCACCAGCGGAGCCACACGGGGGAGAAGCCCUAUAAGUGUGGGGACUGCUGGAAAAGCUUCAGCCGCAGACAGCAUCUUCAGGUGCAUCGGAGGACACACACUGGGGAGAAGCCCUACACCUGUGAGUGCGGCAAGAGCUUCAGCAGGAACGCUAACCUGGCGGUGCACCGGCGAGCCCACACUGGGGAGAAGCCCUACGGGUGCCAGGUGUGUGGCAAACGGUUCAGUAAAGGGGAGCGGCUGGUCAGACACCAGAGGAUCCACACCGGGGAGAAGCCCUACCACUGCCCUGCCUGUGGGAGGAGCUUCAACCAGAGGUCCAUCCUCAACCGGCACCAGAAAACUCAGCAUCGACAGGAGAUGGCGGUGCAGUAAGCGUGCCCCGGGCACAUGCAUCCUUUUUGCUAAUGGAAGAUGCUGGAGACACUGGGACCUUCUGGCACCAUCAAGUGGAGGGAGACCUCACUGGAGGAUGUCAUUCGUGUUUACUCACUGAAGGGCUUUGGAGGGGAGCCUUGAGCGGUGCUGGGGUGCAGAAAGGCACUUUGACCCAUUUGCUUUCCACUUUUUCAAAAGGAAAAGGGCAAGGCCUGGUUUAUUUUGAGUUCCCAGAGAGCAUAGCUUCUCACGUCUCUUAGCCAAGUGGUGCUAACAAUUUUUCUUUCCAUCUUUUGGGGAAGUGAUAUCCUGAGUUUUGGUUCAGGUUGAGGUUUUUCUCCUUCAGUGGGAUGGUCAUAUCCGCCUCCUGAGCAAGUCUGAUAGUCAAGGCAAAAUUUUGUCAAUGUUGGCAGCUGAACUCAAUUUUUCUGAGGUCUGUAUCCUGCCUGCAAGGGAUACAGACUGUCUCCCUUCCUCCCCCACUCUCUUUUCCAUUUAACAAGUAUUUAUUGAACACCGGCUAUAGGCCUGGCGCUGGGAAGACCGUGGUCUUCUUGCUCCCCGAGCUUGUGACUUAGCACUGGAAGCACACACGGAGCCCUUCAUUGUCGUGUUCCAGGUUACGUUCGUGCUGAGCGCUGUGAGAGGGUGUUCUUCUCGUGCCCACUCAUUCUGCCCCGCCUGCUCACGUGCUGGAUCUUUCCCUUCCUAGUUGGGAUCACCCAGGGAGCCUCAUUUGUUUGUAGCCCCCUUUGUAACAUUCUACACUCAUCUGUAAAGCUUCCCCAUUCCAUUCCUUAUACUGUAACAACUGUCCAUACAUCUAUUAGGAAAUUAAUAUUUUGUUAUUGAACAACUGAAUAAACAUGAGACUAUUUUUAAAAACAUUCAGUUCUGUAUAAAGAUCUAAUUAAAUGAAUCUGAAGGGUGAACUAGUAUUAAUACUGUAUAUUUGAUGGCACUUCAGAGCAUAUAAAAUGCUUUUCUCUGUAUUUUCACUUGAUUCAUUCCCCAUGUUUCUUGAGGCCCAACAAUGUGCCAGGAACUCUUCUCGGUGCUCGAGGUGUCAGUGAAUACAACGGGGAAAAUCCCUGACCUUGUGCAGCUUACAUUUUAGUGAAUGUAUUUGAUCGUCAGAACCACCCAAGGUGGAACCCCUAGAUGCUCCCAUGAGCCCUCUGGACCUGGGACCUGAGUCUGACCUUGGUCCUGUCAGCUUCUUGCCCUGAGAUGCCUUUGCCACUUACCUUUUGUUACUGAAUAAUCUCCAUCCUCAAUGCAUCCAGAUCUUUGUCAUCUGAGAGGUGCUGGGGUCCUGAAUGCCAACUGGAGAUGACAAGAUGGUAGCAGUCUGUUGUGCAUGAGUACCAAAUAAAGUGUUUGCAGGUAUUUAAAAAAACGCAUUUCUUUAAAAUGAGAAGAUGCAGUAUUUGUAAUUGUUUAAGCUUUCUUAUAUUAUUUUGACCUCAGUAAAGGGUUUCCUUUCUGUUUGGAAUCCGGAGCCUGCAUAACUUGCAUGGACUGCACUGCAGGGUUGUAAUGCUGUGCCUCUGAACGCCAGCUGCUGAGUGAGUCUUUUGACAGUGUACUGUAAAUCAGUUUUUUUUUUGACAGUGUACUAUAAUUGCAAGAUGUGAUUUGUCUCAUGAUGCUUCUUAAUACGUAUUCCUUUACUGGAUUCCUCCCCGCCCCAUUUUCUAUUGUAAAUAAGAUAAAUGGUAAUGACUUUAACACAAAUAGUUGCAUUACUCAGUCCAUGUUGGAACACAUUAUUUUAUCACCCAUUACUGGUACGUAGCCAUGGUGUUUAAUUUGGAUUUAGCACGUGACCUCCUGGCCUCGCAGGUGUCCCCGCGAGGUUGCAGUAACCAGGACGUGUCUGCAACGGCCACUCUCUGAGGUGCUGGGCUGCUACUUCUCAGCAACAUUGAGGUUCAGAUGUAAAAUCAGCCUUUACUCCCACUUCCCAGACAAGCCCGGCAAAGUUUAUGGCCACCUGGCAGCCAAAGCCAAUGGAAGGCUUUUCCUAAGCCUCUGGCUUCUCGUCUGGAGGGCCUGGGGGCUGACCUGGCCUGAGUUUGGCUUUGUCUGAGAGGUCUGUGUUACAAAGCAGGGCGGGAGCGUGGGGCCAUCCAGGGCUGGGAGUUGCUCAUUCUUUCUGUUUACCUGAAUUAAAUUGGAGAUUCUUUUUGAUUAUACGCUGAGCCAAACAGGGCUCUGGGUUUUCAGUCGGUUGGACUCUCUUAAGAGAAGCUUUAGUGGGAGCCGGGCCUUGCUGUCUUUCCCACUUGAGCUCCCUUGCCUGCUUUGAGACUGAAGCUGAUGGAGGAUACCUCACAAUGCCUCAGAAGAGAAUUUUUUCCAUGGAACUAUAGUAGCCUUAUUUUUUUAUAUCUAGUCAAGUGUCAAAUAUUUUCUGUAUUUUUCUAUUUAGAGACUUUUUGUAAUAGAAAAGUUAAAACACGUAAACGAAUCCUCAUGUAUUCAUUCAACCUGAACCAUUAUAAACUCAGCUAAUCUUGCUUCGUCUCUACCCCAUCCUCCCCAUAGUCCUCACUCACUGAAGUAUUUUGAAGCAAAUCCCAAAUGUUGCUUAUAAAUAUUUCAGUGUGUACCUCUGAAGGGUAAGGACUCUAAAAAAAAUAACCACACUAUUAUACCUAAAAAAUGAACUGUUCCUUAAUUCCCAAUUAAUACUUUUUUAAAAACCCACAUACGUUUUAGAAGCUUCUUUAAGAUUCAAGUAAGAUCCAUAAAUUGUAAUUUGUUGCUUUGUCUUCUAAGUCUAAUAAUCUAUACUGCCUGUGCUUUUUUCCCCUUGGAAUUCAUUCAUGGAAACAACUAGAUUAUUAUCCUGUAGAGUUUCUUAUAGUCUGAAUUUUGUUGUUUGCAGACCCAUGGCAUUAUUUAAUAUGGUUCUCUGCCCUUUGUAUUAACUAAAAAGUUACAGGUCUAGACGUGUAACCAGAUUCAUAUUUCACAUUUUGGCAAGACCAUACAGAUGGUGGCAAGUGUGGUUGUUUCUCAUUAUAUAAUGUUAGUUGCCUAUCCAUUUAUUUCAUUAAUUCUGUGAAUGAUUAUUUAUUAGCUGGAAUGCUCCUCU
Molecule: messenger RNA, 4877 nt
Organism: Rhinolophus ferrumequinum (greater horseshoe bat)
Lineage: Eukaryota; Metazoa; Chordata; Mammalia; Chiroptera; Rhinolophidae
Gene: ZSCAN25
Product: zinc finger and SCAN domain containing 25
Exons: 6
Coding region: 134-1771 (545 amino acids)
Biological process (GO): regulation of transcription by RNA polymerase II
Molecular function (GO): RNA polymerase II cis-regulatory region sequence-specific DNA binding; DNA-binding transcription factor activity, RNA polymerase II-specific
Source: RefSeq, a predicted model, not a curated record